Olea europaea var. sylvestris is the source of this 394-nucleotide messenger RNA. RefSeq names its product tyrosine--tRNA ligase 1, cytoplasmic-like. Lineage: Eukaryota; Viridiplantae; Streptophyta; Magnoliopsida; Lamiales; Oleaceae. The transcript has 2 exons. Gene Ontology annotation, molecular function: ATP binding; tyrosine-tRNA ligase activity. The coding region runs from base 8 to 331 and encodes 107 amino acids. The record is from RefSeq and is a predicted model, not a curated record. Gene Ontology annotation, biological process: tRNA aminoacylation for protein translation.
UAAUAAAAUGGGGGGUGACUUGAAGAAAAUCCAAGUAAUAGGACAGUAUCUGAUUGAGAUUUGGAAAGUUGUAGGGGUGAAUUUAGAAGGAGGUCAAGUGGAAUUUCUUUGGUCUUGCGAAGAGAUCAACACCAGGGCUCAUGAAUACUGGCCUCUUGUAUUGGACAUUGCUAGGAGGAAUAAAUUUCCUAGAAUAUUGAGGUGUUGUCAAAUUAUGGGUCGCUCUGAGCAAGAUGAAUUGUCAGUAGCCCAGGUUUUCUACCCUUGCAUGCAGUGUGCUGAUGUAUUUUUUCCUAAGGUGACUCUUGGUUUAAGCAAUGAACAUUGUUGAAAUACUUUUGCUACUUGGUUCAGUUUUCAAGUGAAAGCUUCAUGUGAAAUACAUCUUGCAUGG